This is a messenger RNA of Hemicordylus capensis (graceful crag lizard), 2843 nucleotides long. It is a transcript of the gene PCSK4, whose product is annotated as proprotein convertase subtilisin/kexin type 4. Gene Ontology annotation, cellular component: trans-Golgi network; Golgi membrane. Lineage: Eukaryota; Metazoa; Chordata; Lepidosauria; Squamata; Cordylidae. The coding region runs from base 651 to 2738 and encodes 695 amino acids. Gene Ontology annotation, molecular function: serine-type endopeptidase activity. The transcript has 15 exons. The record is from RefSeq and is a predicted model, not a curated record. Gene Ontology annotation, biological process: peptide hormone processing.
GAGAGGGACUGAAGGGACAAAAAGGUGAUCAAAGCGAGGACAGUCUCUUUUUACACAUUUCUUUACAGUGUAUGCAGUCUUUUGCAGGUUUAUUCAGAAGUCAGUCCCACUGUGCUCAAUAAGGCUGGCUCUUUAGUAACUGUGUUCAGGUUUGUAGCCUUAAUUAUUUAGUUAAUGUAUUUCUCAUGGGCACAGCAUACGGGAAUGAUUGAGUUAGACUCAUUUGCCAGCCUCUUGUAUAUUCCUUUAAAAGACUGAUACCUUUGUUCGUAAAAUCAGGGCAGCUUCUUGUUGUUAAAACAGUACACAUUAAAUAUACAUUAUCUCAAUAAGGCUAAUAAAAGUUGUUCAAUAAGCCAGAGGCAGCAUUUAAGGCGAGGGGGAAUUAAAAAAAAAUGAAUCACUCCAGCCACUUCUUCUUUUUUUAAAAGGUAGACAUGCUGGAUAUGAACUUUAAAUAAACAGGCCACCAAAAAGUCAGUUAGGAAUGUUAUUUAUGUAUAUAGCACCAUUGCUGUGUAUGGUGCUUUAAGAAGAGCAAGUGGCCAGGUCUCAGCCCCAAAGGAUUUACAAUCUGGAAAUAAACACCAGGCAGAUGAGAGAGAAAGGUGAUUGAGGGGGAACCAUAUUACCAUCUUGAACACCGAGGCAUGAGGCAGCAGUCCCUGAACCAGCACCGGGGUUGGUUUCUUCGUCUGCAAAAAGACCCCCAUGUCCACUGGUUUGAGCAACAGACUCUGAAGAGGAGGAGGAGGAGAACAGUUAGAGUGGUCCCCACUGACCCUUGGUUCCACAAGCAGUGGUAUAUGAACAAUGACGUGGCUCCAGACCUAAAUGUCCUCACUGCAUGGAGCCAGGGCUAUACGGGCUUGGGGGUGGUUGUGAGCAUCCUGGAUGAUGGUAUUGAGAAGGACCAUCCCGACCUUGUAGCUAAUUAUGACCCUCUGGCAAGUUAUGACUUCAAUGACAAUGAUCCUGACCCUCAACCACGAUACAAUGCGUGGGACGAGAAUCGGCACGGGACGCGCUGUGCCGGGGAGGUGGCUGCCAUGGCCAACAACGGCGUUUGUGGAGCUGGCAUUGCUUACCGGGCGAAAAUUGGGGGGGUGAGGAUGCUCGACGGCGCUGUGACGGACAUCGUGGAGGCUCGGUCCUUGAGUCUCCGCCCCCAGCACAUUGACAUCUACAGUGCCAGCUGGGGCCCAGAGGAUGAUGGGAAAACAGUGGACGGCCCGGGUGCUCUGGCCACAGAAGCCUUCCUCAAGGGAAUAGCGAAUGGCCGUGGUGGGCUGGGCUCCCUCUUUGUCUGGGCCUCUGGCAACGGCGGCCUCCGUUACGACAACUGCAACUGUGACGGCUACACCAACAGCAUCUAUACCCUCUCUGUGGGCAGCACUACGGAGAACGGACGGGUGCCCUGGUACAAUGAGCCCUGCGCCUCCACCCUGACCGCCACCUACAGCAGUGGGGCAAAGGAGGAGAAGCAGAUUGUGACAACAGACUUGAGACACACUUGUACCGGCAAACAUACGGGUACCUCUGCCUCUGCCCCCCUCGCAGCUGGUAUGAUUGCACUAGCUUUGGAAGCCAACCCAGCCUUGACCUGGCGGGACAUGCAGCACCUUGCGGUCAGGGCCUCUAAGCCGGCCCACCUGAAGGCAGACGAUUGGGUCACGAACGGAGUGGGACGCAGAGUGAGUCACUAUUAUGGAUAUGGGCUCUUAGAUGCUGGAGACCUGGUGGAUCUGGCCAAGAAGUGGGCCACGGCACAAACCCAGAGGAUGUGUUCCAUCAAAGUUGUCUAUGAGCCACUGGCUAUCGGCUCCAGGCUCGCUGUCUCCAAGAACGUCUCCACCUGCCCCGGGAAGAAGGGGCGCAUCCGCUCGCUGGAGCAUGUCCAGGUCCGGCUGUCUCUCAGCUACAGCCGGAGGGGAGAUCUAGCCAUCUCGCUGACCAGCCCGAUGGGGACCAAGUCCACCCUAGUGGCUCUGAGGCCUUACGACACCAGCAGUGAGGGCUACAAGGACUGGUCUUUCAUGUCCACACAUUACUGGGAUGAGGAUCCACAAGGUGUCUGGACUCUGCUGCUGGAGAACAAGGGGGAUGCGUAUAACGUGGGGUUCCUCACAAGCUUUGUAUUGAAGCUGUAUGGGACAGAUGAGGAUAUGAUGGCGAGACGGGCUGUGGCCUCGGUGGUGAGCAAGUGUUUGAGGCAGGACGCUGACGGGACAUGCCAGGAAUGCAUCCGCCCUUACUACACCUUCCAGCGCCUGUGCCUCUCCUACUGCCCACCCAGGUAUUACAGCCUCUCUCGGCGCUCCCACGACCCCGACGGAGCCGUCCGUACCCUCCACGCCUGUGCCCCCUGCCACGGGUCCUGCUAUACCUGCCAGGGCGGGGCGGCAGACAGCUGCAUCACCUGCCCGCCUUUCAGCGCCUACGACCAGCUGACCCACAGCUGCUCCCCACCGGCUGCCUCCCACCAGCCCCUUGGGGGGAGUUGGGUCUGGGGGCCGCAGCAGCUCCUCCUCCUGGUGCUGGUCAUCCUGCUCUGCUUGGGGCCCGUCCUCUUUGGCCUCCUCUGCGUGGCCUCCCGCUGCGCGUCCCUCGGAGGCUGGUGCUGGAAGCAGGCCGGACCGCGUGGGGAGUCUGAAGCCACCAGACUGGAACUGGUGUGCCUCCACCACCCUGGGGCAGAGGAAGGUGUGCCGGGGGCACCACAGCAGCCUUUUCCAUGACGCAGGUUUGCAGCCUGCCACCUGUGAACACUGCUCUGGCGGGUCCUUUUUUGAUCUCUCCAGACAAAGCCUAGUUUUCCUGAAUGCAAUAAAUGGCCAGUCUGA